This is a messenger RNA of Gossypium raimondii (Peruvian cotton), 1383 nucleotides long. RefSeq names its product aspartic proteinase nepenthesin-1. The coding region runs from base 1 to 1383 and encodes 460 amino acids. Lineage: Eukaryota; Viridiplantae; Streptophyta; Magnoliopsida; Malvales; Malvaceae. Gene Ontology annotation, cellular component: extracellular region. The transcript has a single exon. The record is from RefSeq and is a predicted model, not a curated record.
AUGUCUUUAUCCCUUCGUUUUCUCAGCGCUAAACUGUUCUUAUGCCUCUGUUUAACCUUAUUUCAACACCAUGUCACGUUUUCUGCUUCGAAUCCUACUGGUCUAACCCUAAGGGCUGUCCUGGAUGAUUCUCCAAACUCUCCUUUAUACCUUAUUGAAAACAUGACUAUAGCUGAAAGAAUCGAAAGAUUUAUCCAAGUUACCAAUGCUAAAGACAAUUAUUUGAAUCUUAAUGCAAGGGUAGGCCCUGAUAAUUCUAAUUCUCUAUCUCGAGUAGUAAUGGCUCGAGAUGGUUUAUUUUAUUCAGUAUGGCUUCUAAUAGGAAGCCAAGGCCAAGAAGUGAAGCUGUUGAUGGACACAGGCGGUGGUCUAACAUGGACGCAGUGUCAGCCUUGCCUAAAUUGUUUCCCACAGAAUCUUCCAAUUUAUGAUUCUAGAGCUUCCACUACUUACUCCACUCUUUCUUGUGACCAUCCUCUCUGCCAAGUCGAGGGUAGCCUUUAUACUUGUGUCGAUGACUUAUGUAUCUUCGUUCAUAAUUAUCAUGGCGGCCUCUACACUACGGGCGUCGCAUCCCUGGAAACAUUCUAUUUCCCUAUGGACCCAUCUACUGCUCUAACUUUCAAUAAUCUGGUCUUCGGUUGCUCUCGGGAUAGUCGUAACGUUGUUUUUCAGGACACCGAACUUUCAGGGAUCUUUGGAAUGAACAUGAUGCCGGAUUCAUUGAUGAGUCAGCUUUCUAGUUUUACUAACUUUCGAUUCUCCUACUGUUUGGUCCCAUUUCCUGAUUUAAUACCUCAUACACUUGUUCUAAGGUUCGGAGAUGACAUUCCACUGUUGCCUCCAGAACGUGUUAAAACAACGAUGUUCGUGCACGCACCUUACCUCUAUAAUUACUACGUGAACCUGGUGACUAUAAGUUUUCUAAAUGAUCGUCUAGGAUUUCCUCCAUCUCAAUUUCAGCUGAGGGAAGACGGGUUAGGUGGUUGCUUCGUUGACUCUGGAUAUUUGCUCACCGCAAUCGAAGACAACUAUGUUGGAGGGGUGAAUGCAUAUGAUGUACUAAUGGAUCUGUUUACAGCUUAUUAUGAGAGCAACAAUCUUAGAAGAACAACGGAUCCGUCAGGACUUGACAUGUGUUUUGAACGUCCAAAUGAUUUUAAUAAUUUUGCAAAUCUAACAUUCCAUUUUGAUGGUGAAGCCGAUUACUUCGUUCCUCCACAGCAUUUGCAUAUCUUCCAACAAGAUCACUUCUGCGUAGCAAUAACAAGGGGAAGAUACGCAACUGUGCUUGGAGCAUGGCAGCAACAAAAUAAACGUAUGCUUUAUGAUGUAGGGCUUGGUAGACUCCAAUUUGCUGAUGAAAACUGUGCGAAUGAUUAA